CUCAUUUCAUUUUAUGAUUGCACUUUCUCCCAAGUUCUUGCGAACAGGAAAAUUAAACACAAACUCAAAAUAAUUAUUAAAAAAAUUAUCAAAAUCAAAAUUGAAAUUCAACCCUUCAUCUCUAUUUCUCUCAAUUUAGCUCUGUUUCUCUCUCUGUCCUUUUCCUUCAUUUCCAGUAAUGGCAGAACCCUAGUAUUCAGCCGCCGCCGCCGCCGCCGCCGUUUCUGUUCCAGCGAAGAAGAUUCGUGCUAGCACUUCUCAAUUAUAUCCUAGCUCUGUUUCUGUUAUGUGUAAAAUUCGCUGACGCAACGCCUGUUGCUGUAGUCAAGUUUGUUGAGGAAAUAUUCUGUGGUUCUGAUCUCUUGUAGAAGUGGGAGAUUGAGCCUGGCUACAGAUUUUAUAGCGUGCUAUAAUUAGCAAUGGCCGAUGACGGCCUACGUCUUGGUGGGAUUCCUUCAGGACUAGCUGUUGUAUUGAACUGUGAGGAUAAGAAGGAGGGUUCAGGGAAAUCUCAUCUAGUUUCAUACUGUGAGGGCUUUGGAGACCAAUCUGUGGAGCGGACACUUGAACAUAUUUUUGGUCUCCCUUACCGGACGGUUAAUCAGUUGAAUUUCCCAGUUGAUACUAGUGCAGUUCGUUCAAUAAUAAAGAACGAGUUUUAUGAGCACCAUCCUGAAUUAAGAAGUGUUGUUUCUAGAAAUGAUGAUGGGGUAUCUACAAAUUAUGAAGAUUCACAACUCCAGAUUGUUGAGCUUGAUAAGUGUAGCAUCUGUGGUGACAUUCGGAUAGUAAAAAAGCCUUCGCUUGUGGAGAGUCAUGCUUUAUUUAGUAGCGCAAGGGCCAAUGCAUGUGUUUGGAAAGGAAAAUGGAUGUAUGAAGUUACUCUUGAAACUUCUGGUGUACAGCAGAUUGGUUGGGCUACUGUUGUUUGCCCCUUCACUGAUCAUAAGGGUGUGGGGGAUGCAGAUGAUUCCUAUGCAUAUGAUGGAAAAAGGGUCAGGAAAUGGAAUAAGGAAGCUGAGACUUAUGGUCAAUCAUGGGUUGUUGGUGAUGUGAUUGGAUGCUGUAUAGAUCUGGAUACUGAUGAGAUUUCAUUUUACAGGAACGGCAUCUCACUUGGGGUAGCAUUUUGUGGAAUUCGAAAGAUGGUGCCUGGAUUGGGUUACCACCCUGCCAUUUCUCUAUCUCAAGGUGAACGCUGUGAGUUAAAUUUUGGGGGAGUUCCUUUCAAGUAUCCAGUCAAAGAUUUUCUUCCAAUUCAAGCUCCUCCAUCUUUAGAAGCACUUGCAAGUAAUCUUUUGGGCUGCUUUUCACGGCUGUUGCAAUUACAGUGUGCGGAGAAGGCAGAAAACAAAACUGUUGCAAAGCUGGGCAGACUAAAGCGGUUUGCUCCAUUUGAAGAAUUGUGGCGGCCUGUCUCUGAGGGUAUUUGCGAAGAGCUACUCUCUGUUUUAAAUUAUGAAAGUGGCAGUGGAGAGUAUAUUGGACGUGGCCCUUUCUUUUCGUUUUUGAUGGAAGUCUUUAGGGUACAUCCACCGCAUGACUAUUCAACUCUGGAUAGAGUACUUGAUUCAAUUCUUGGAUUCGAUGUGUCAAAAGUUCUAUUUGAGCAUGUAUUUGAGGCACUUUCAUCAGGAUGUAAAACAGCACCCUUGGUUCUUACGGAAUGCCCUUAUUCUGGGUCAUACAGUUAUCUUGCUAUGGCAUGCCACUUACUGAGGAGAGAAGAUCUAAUGACUCUCUGGUGGAUGUCUUCAGAUUUUGAGUUCUUAUUUGAGGGGUUACUUUCAAGGAAAGGCCCAAACAAACAGGAUCUUCAAUAUCUCAUACCUUCUGUCUGGUGGCCUGGCUCAUGUGAGGAUUUGUCUAAUGAGAAUAGCAUGGCGCUGACGACUACGGCUUUAUCUGAAGCAGCAAAUAUGAUUGAGGAGAAGCAAAGGGAUCUCUGUCGUUUGGUUAUGCAAUUCAUACCACCUGUAGCACCCCUGCAGUUGCCUGGCUCAGUGUUCAGGACAUUCUUACAGAAUAUUUUACUGAAAAACAGGGGUGCAGAGCAAAACAUGCCACCUGCCGGAGUUUCAAACAAUUCAGUCCUUGUUUCUUUGUUUACUAUCAUCCUCCAUUUUCUGUCUGAAGGUUUUGCUGAAAGGGACAUCUAUGGCUGGAUUAAGGGAUCUGGGGCUGAUUCUGGAGCUCAUGUGGGUUUCCUUCACAGGGGUGGCCAGCAAACUUUUCCUGCUGGCCUGUUUUUGAAGAACGACCCUCAUCGGGUUGAUAUACCAAGGCUUGGAGGAUCUUAUGAUCAUUUGUCCAAGUGUAAUUCUGUAAAUUGUGAUGAGGAAGAGGAAACUAUUCGGUGGGAAGAAGGGUGCAUGGAUGAUGGUGAAACUAGAGUAACACAUUUGAGUGGACAGAAGCCAUGUUGUUGUUCUAGUUAUGAUGCUGAAUUAUCAAACUUUUCUAAAUAUCCUGUAAGAUAUUUGGCAAAAGGUUCUCGCGGAAGUGGCUGCUCUAUUCCAGACAGAUCUGCUCAUGUUACAGCUGAAUGUAGUGCAAGCAAUCUUAGUGAUGAGAUGGCUGACAAACCCAGCACCAGUGAUCACUCUGAUCCCGAGCUUGCUUUUCGACCAAUGCAACACUUGAGGAUAUUACCAAGCACGAGCGCAAUGUCUUCAGCUUCAUUGAAAGAGGAGGAGCUUUUAGAUGCUAUGCUUUUGCUGUAUCACAUGGGUCUUGCACCACAUUUUAAGCAGGUAUCAUCUUUCAUGUCUCGUCAAGCACAAUCCAUUUCACUUUUGGAGGAGUCAGAUAGACAACUUAGAGAUAGCAUUUAUGGGGAUCAAGUGAAGCGCUUGAAGGAAGCUCGUAAUGUUUAUCGAGAAGAGGUUAUGGAUUGUGUCAGACAUUGUGCCUGGUAUCGCCUUUCUCUCUUCUCUCGUUGGAAACAGAGGGGAAUGUACGCAACAUGCAUGUGGAUUGUGCAAUUGCUUCUUGUUCUUAGCAAAGUGGACCCUAUCUUCAUCUACAUUCCUGAAUUUUAUCUUGAAACCCUGGUUGAUUGCUUUCAUGUGCUGCGGAAGAGCGAUCCUCCUUUCGUCCCAGCUACAAUUUUUAUCAAGCAAGGGCUUGCAUCUUUUGUCACUUUUGUUGUUACUCACUUCAAUGAUCCUAGAAUAUCUAGUGCGGAGCUAAGGGAUCUUCUUCUCCAGUCUAUAUCAGUGUUGGUGCAGGAGAGAGAGUUUUUGGCUGCUUUUGAAUGCAAUGAAGCUGCUAGACAGAGGAUGCCAAAAGCUUUGUUGUCCGCAUUUGAUAAUAGAUCCUGGAUUCCAGUAACCAAUAUACUUCUUAGAUUGUGCAAGGGUUCUGGUUUUGGAAUUUCAAAUCGUGGAGAGUCAUCAUCCUCAUCUUUACUAUUUCAGCAAUUGCUGCGGGACGCUUGCAUCAGUGAAGACGAAUUAUUCUCAGCUUUUCUCAAUCGUUUGUUUAAUACUUUAAGCUGGGCCAUGACUGAAUUCUCUGUCUCGAUACGGGAAAUGCAAGAAAAUUAUAAGCUGAUGGAGAUCCAGCAAAGGAAAUGCAGCGUAAUAUUUGACCUUUCCUGCAACCUUGCAAGGGUAUUGGAAUUUUGCACUCGAGAAAUUCCUCAAGCUUUUGUGUCUGGAAUGGAUACAAAUUUGAGAAGGCUGUCUGAAUUGAUCGUCUUCAUUCUGACCCACUUGAUCGGAGCAAUCGAUCCAGAAGUUCUUGACCAAUCACUCAGACGACCGGGGCAGUCCUCUGAGAAGCUUAAUAGUGGCAUGAUUCUAGCACCACUAGCUGGCAUCAUUCUAAAUUUGUUGGAUGUAAGUAGAGAGACUGACAACAAUGAUAUAGUCGCAAUCUUUGCUAGCAUGGACUGCACAGAUACCAUCCUCUACGGAUUCCAGUACCUCCUCGAGUACAAAUGGUUUGGCUCGAUCAAGGGGGACAAUUACAACGAACAACUGACAAAGCUAGAAAAAUUCUCGAGCCUCUUAAUCUGUCAGACUGAGCUGCAAGCCCUCGAGAAGAGCGUGCGGGGAGCAGAGCAAGAAACCGAUGACUGCACAAUCUGCUGCAUAUGCUACACGAAUCAAGCAGAUGCUCGAUUUUCGCCUUGCUCCCAUGUUUCUUGUUAUAGCUGCAUAUCCAGGCACCUUCUCAACUGCCAGAGAUGCUUCUUCUGCAACGCAGCUGUCGUGGAAGUCACCAAGCAAGACGGCAACGAUGAUGACCUUAAAGAUAAGUCUGGAGUAAAUUGAAUUGGAUGAGGAAGAAACAGGAAAGGGGAGAAAAUUUCAUUAUAUUUAUUAGGUUUUGUAUUUUAUUAGGUGCUACUAUAUAUUAUAUUAUAGUGUACAUAUUAUGGGUUUGCAAAUGUGCAAUAAAACGUUCAUGGGAUUUGAAAUUUUUUGUAGCCGGAAUGGGGCUGGAGCCCCUCUAUUUUGUAAAUUUUUGAGAUGGAAAUAAGUAAAUCUUUCUAAGUUUA
Salvia splendens (bonfire salvia) is the source of this 4507-nucleotide messenger RNA. Its product is annotated as E3 ubiquitin-protein ligase RKP. Gene Ontology annotation, molecular function: ubiquitin-ubiquitin ligase activity; protein binding. NCBI's taxonomy places the organism in Eukaryota, Viridiplantae, Streptophyta, Magnoliopsida, Lamiales, Lamiaceae. The transcript has 11 exons. Gene Ontology annotation, cellular component: ubiquitin ligase complex; cytoplasm. The record is from RefSeq and is a predicted model, not a curated record. The coding region runs from base 420 to 4280 and encodes 1286 amino acids. Gene Ontology annotation, biological process: ubiquitin-dependent protein catabolic process; protein ubiquitination.